Molecule: messenger RNA, 3963 nt
Organism: Oncorhynchus masou masou (cherry salmon)
Lineage: Eukaryota; Metazoa; Chordata; Actinopteri; Salmoniformes; Salmonidae
Product: bone morphogenetic protein receptor type-2-like
Exons: 12
Coding region: 1723-3222 (499 amino acids)
Biological process (GO): BMP signaling pathway; cellular response to growth factor stimulus; protein phosphorylation
Cellular component (GO): plasma membrane; signaling receptor complex
Molecular function (GO): transforming growth factor beta receptor activity; ATP binding
Source: RefSeq, a predicted model, not a curated record
UAUAUAUAUAUAUUUUUUUUUAAUUUGUCAAAGAGUCAAAUCUGUAAAAUAUAGUGCACUGUGUUCGUAACAGAUUCUAGUUUUUGAAACAGAAAAAUGUAUUGAGAUCAGAUGUUUCAUCAAUGAGAAAAUUAGAAGAAUGUCGGCCCAUUUUCAGCCAGUUCCAUCCUUUCCCACUACCCGCGACUGGACUUCCUCUCACCACCAUAUUUGGGGGGUGAGAAAACGUUCUAAACGGAUGCUUCGACUUUAUAGCUCCUGUGACGUAUCUGAGUUACCCUUUCUGUCUGUGGUACGGUUGACAGAGAUGAGGUGAGGGGGGCAGGGGCUGUCUAUGAGGGGGCAUACAGGAGGAGAAGGAGGAGAAGGAAACGUGCCACAUUGAUAAAGGUCACAGGUGUGUGAUAGUGAAGGGGGCUGGACUGCGUGGGAAACUCAGCUUCCAUUCCCAUCCCAGCUCACAGACAUCAGACCUAGCCAGCAUUCAGCUCACAUACAUCAGACCUAGCCUACAGCCAGCUCACAGACAUCAGACCUAGCUUACAGCCAGCUCACAGACAUCAGACCUAGCCAGCAUUCAGCUCACAGACAUCAGACCUAGCCAGCAUUCAGCUCACAGACAUCAGACCUAGCCAGCAUUCAGCUCACAGACAUCAGACCUAGCCAGCAUUCAGCUCACAUACAUCAGACCUAGCCUACAGCCAGCUCACAGACAUCAGACCUAGCUUACAGCCAGCUCACAGACAUCAGACCUAGCUUACAGCCAGCUCACAGACAUCAGACCUAGCCAGCAUUCAGCUCACAUACAUCAGACCUAGCCUACAGCCAGCUCACAGACAUCAGACCUAGCUUACAGCCAGCUCAGCUCACAGACAUCAGACCUAGCCAGCAGUCAGCUCACAUACAUCAGACCUAGCCUACAGCCAGCUCACAUACAUCAGACCUAGCCUACAGCCAGCUCACAGACAUCAGACCUAGCCUACAGCCAGCUCACAGACAUCAGACCUAGCCUACAGCCAGCUCACAGACAUCAGACCUAGCCUACAGCUAGCUCACAGACAUCAGACCUAGCCUACAGCCAGCUCACAGACAUCAGACCUAGCCUACAGCCAGCUCACAUACAUCAGACCUAGCUUACAGCCAGCUCACAUACAUCAGACCUAGCCUACAGCCAGCUCACAUACAUCAGACCUAGCUUACAGCCAGCUCACAGACAUCAGACCUAGCUUACAGCCAGCUCACAUACAUCAGACCUAGCUUACAGCCAGCUCACAGACAUCAGACCUAGCUUACAGCCAGCUCACAUACAUCAGACCUAGCUUACAGCCAGCUCACAGACAUCAGACCUAGCUUACAGCCAGCUCACAGACAUCAGACCUAGCCAGCAUUCAGCUCACAUACAUCAGACCUAGCCUACAGCCAGCUCACAGACAUCAGACCUAGCUUACAGCCAGCUCACAGACAUCAGACCUAGCUUACAGCCAGCUCACAUACAUCAGACCUAGCUUACAGCCAGCUCACAGACAUCAGACCUAGCUUACAGCCAGCUCACAGACAUCAGACCUAGCUUACAGCCAGCUCACAGACAUCAGACCUAGCUUACAGCCAGCUCACAGACAUCAGACCUAGCCAGCAGUCAGCUCACAUACAUCAGACCUAGCCUACAGCCAGCUUACAUACAUCAGACCUAGCCUACAGCCAGCUCACAGAGAGACAGAACAAAUGGGGCUGUAUUUAGUCAUCUUUGGAUGUCUGUCACUGUGUGUCCCUGCUCCAGCGGUGGCGCAGGGACGGAGUUGUGUGUUCCUGACCAGUUCCCGAAACUCCAAGAAAAUGGAGGAGGGUCGCGUUAACGGUACAAUCCAGUACUGUGCCCACACUAACUGCUGUGUCGGCUUCUUUCGUAUUAUCGCGGGCCAGCCAGUGGCAGAACUACAAGGUUGCAAAAUGGUAGUCGGUGGCUGCCUAGAUUCUGCCUGCUUUACAUCAACCACUCAUUUAGACUACAUCAGAUGUGAGUGCAGCUCAAACCUCUGUAAUGGCAACAUCACCUGGAACGCAGAAGAGAAGCAACCUCAACUCAAACACUCAUCUCACUCUGCAGACAUGAUCACGGCCACUGUGGUUGUCCUUGGGAUGUUACUGUGUACCCUAGUGGUGGCAGUUAAAUGCAGACACCGUUUCAGAGGUUACGAUGACAAGCAGCAUCUAUCUCUGCCAGAGGAAUCUCUGACCUCACUGUGCUCAUGCCACACAUCAAAACAGUCUGAUAUGGACCUGACCAGCAUGGAACUACAACAGGAAAGUAUUCACAUUGUGGGUAGUGGUCACUUUGCGUCGGUGUGGCAGGGAAGCUACCAAGGGACUACGGUGGCUGUGAAGGUGUUCCCCACCUGGUGCAGACAGGAGUUCACAGUGGAGAGGGAAGUGUACGGACUACCACACCUGGUGCAUGCUGGGAUUGCACACUUCCUGGGAGCUGGCAGGAAGUCAGAUAGUGGAGACUGUGUCCUGCUCCUGGAGCUAGCCACAUGCGGCUCUCUCAGCUCCUUCCUGUCCAAGAACAGCAGUGACUGGACGACAACACUGAAGCUGGCCCAGUCUCUGUCUGAGGGACUGGCUUACCUCCAUUCUGACUUCUACAGGCAUGGGGUGCACAAGCCAGCGGUGGCCCACAGAGAUCUCAGCAGUAACAACGUGCUAGUGAGGGACGAUGGCACCUGCGUCCUGUGUGACUUUGGCUCUUCCAUCAUCCUGCGCUCAUGCGCCGGUCCACACAGCUGGCAGCGCUACAUGGUUAACGUACAGAGCCAGGUGGGGACGUUGUGCUAUAUGGCCCCCGAGCUCCUGGAUGGCUGUGUGAACCUGAGCAGUGGCUGGUGUCUCAUACAGGGAGACGUCUACUCCUUAGGAACGCUGCUUUGGGAGCUGCUGAUGCGCUGCUCAGACCUUUUCAUAGGCUGCCCAGUGCCAGAACACAGACUGCCUUAUGAAGAGGAGCUCGGGGCCAGUCCUUCUUUAGAGCAGCUCAUAGUCCAUGUAUCUGAGAGAAGGGAACGUCCUUCAGUACCCAAACACUGGCAACAGGGCUUGCAUGACAUUCUGUUGGACAGUUGGGACCAUGACUCAGAUGCCAGACUGACAGCCCAGUGUGCCAGGGACAGACUAUUGUCUCUACCCCCCUGUUGGACAGUUGGGACCAUGACUCAGAUGCCAGACUGACAGCCCAGAUCUAUAACUCAGAUCAAUACUAUUCUCUUGUAUUCUAUUCUAUACUAUUCUCUUGUAUUCUAUUCUAUACUAUUCCAUUCUAUAAUAUUCUAUUCUAUACUAUUCUCUUGUAUUCUAUUCUAUACUAUUCUCUUGUAUUAUAUUCUAUUCUAUACUAUUCCAUUCUAUACUAUACUAUUCUAUUCUAUACUAUUCUCUUGUAUUCUAUUCUAUACUAUUCCAUUCUAUAAUAUUCUAUUCUAUACUAUUCUCUUGUAUUCUAUUCUAUACUAUUCUCUUGUAUUCUAUUCUAUACUAUUCCAUUCUAUAAUAUUUAUUCUAUUCUAUACUUAGUCACCUCAUUAUUGUCACUGUCACAGUUGGAAUAGAUGUGUCUGCUUGCGACUUCAUUGACACAUUUCCAACGUAUUUUUGGUUUAUUUUACCUAAUGUUUGUGUAUGCAGAAAAUGUACUGUAGUGAAACUCUAUUGGGCUCUUGCUAAAGACUUGUUUGCCAUUUGUUGUAGAAUCCUAUAAACCUAGUGAUGAACCGCACAGCAGAAUCAGACGUUAGGUUGCUGAGGUACGACUGAGGUCAAAGCUGCUUUUAAAUCUACAUGUUAUGAUGGAUCACAGUAAUAUUCUGACAUUUUUAUGUUGAUAUUUGUACGGUGGAGGACAGAAACGUGAUUGGAUUAUCUUUGCUGAUUUUGUGCAGAAGGUUUGAAUAAAGCUCAUAGUGAUAAACAUCA